UGGUGAGAGCGCCGACCAUGUCGCUGCACUAAGCGUGCGCUAAACCGCAUGGGACGGCGCCCAUUGUCUCGCCGUUUGAGUUAUCCCUGACUUCGAGCUCUCUUGCGACCGACUCCCUUCUGCCGUGUGCUCCUUUCCCCUUCACUUGACUCUGCUGCUUGCUCGUGCAGUGCACUACCAGCCCGUGCUCGGCGAGACAACACACGGCGUGUUCCUGGGCAGCUGCGACCUGGCCCGACCUGCCUGUCCCCGCCCGCAUCCACGCCCACGCCCCUCGAAUUGCGGCCACAUCCUUCGCCCGCACCCGCCCUCCCACCACGGCCGCCAGACACAAAACGCCCUCCUAGGGACGCCAUCCCGGUGCCCCUCCACGCCAACUGCAGCCCGCCAUGAACAACCAGCAGCAGCAACAGCAGGGCAACCGCCUGAACCUCGCCUUUGGCUUCGGCGGCGGUGAACGACAGCAGCAGUACCCCACCACGCCGUCCACCUUCCCCCAGCCCGUCUACCCGAACCAGGCCGGCCAGCAGGAGGUGUGGGGCGCUCAGCAGGGCAACGGAUACGCGGGCGGCAAUGGCUACUUCAUGAACCCCUACCAGCAGGCUCAGUACCAGGGACAACAGGGAAACCUGCAGGCCCCCAACGCUGGCCGCUUCAACGAAGCUGCCAAUGGGCUUGCCCAGCAGUUCCAGCAGCAGCACCUCGGCGGCAGCGGUCGUUCUGGGAGUCCCUACGGCGGCCGCCAGCCCUCGCCGAGCCAGCAGCGGCCCCGGACCGCUGACAACAGGGGCUACCCGUAUGGAGGAGGAUAUGGUCACCACCCACGGCAGCCUUCGCUGAACGACGAGGAGCCUCCGCCAAAGACGCCGGAGAAGUACUCGGACAAUGUGCUGCGCCAGGCCAAGGUCUCGAUCAACCUUGUCAGCACCUUCUUCAAGGACAGCGUGCAGCGAGCGCGGGAUCGCAACCAGCGUGCUUUGGAAAUGGAAUCCAUCAUGAAGGAGCCCUCUAUAUCCGACAACCGCAAAGCCCAGAAGGAGCAGUCCAUGCGACGACAGGAGGCCGAGUACCUUCGCUUCCUCCGAACCAAGGAGCGACCAGAGAACUUUUCCACACUAAAGAUCAUUGGCAAGGGUGCUUUCGGAGAGGUCAAGCUUGUCCAAAGGAGGAACGAUGGCAAGAUCUACGCCCUCAAGUCGCUUGUCAAGGCUGAAAUGUUCAAGAAGGACCAGCUUGCCCACGUCCGCUCGGAGCGUGAUAUCCUCGCCGAGUCGGAUAGCCCGUGGGUCGUCAAGCUGCACACGACAUUCCAAGACAGCACCUUCCUUUACAUGCUUAUGGAGUUCUUGCCUGGCGGUGAUCUAAUGACUAUGCUGAUCAAGUAUGAAAUCUUCACUGAAGACAUCACGCGUUUUUACAUGGCCGAAAUCACUCUUGCUAUAGAGGCUGUCCACAAGCUUGGUUUCAUCCAUCGUGAUAUCAAGCCUGACAACAUCCUCCUGGAUCGUGGUGGCCACAUCAAGCUCACUGAUUUUGGUCUCUCGACCGGUUUCCAUAAGGAGCACGAGGCCGGUUACUACAAGAAGCUACUGGCUGGUGGCGCACACAAGUCGAACAGGGAAAACCGGAACUCAAUGAACUUGGACCAGAUCCAGCUUACCGUCAGCAACCGUGCGCAGAUCAACACCUGGAGAAAGUCCCGUCGCCAGCUGGCAUACUCCACUGUGGGUACUCCCGACUACAUUGCGCCCGAGAUCUUCAGUGGCCAAGGUUACGACUAUGGCUGUGACUGGUGGUCGGUUGGGACUAUCAUGUUCGAGUGUCUGAUCGGGUGGCCUCCGUUCUGCGCUGAGGAGCCGCAUGACACAUACCGCAAGAUUGUGGACUGGCCGCGGAAUCUGCACUUCCCCCCGGACCAGCAGCUGGGAGCUGAGGCCGAGGAUUUUGUAAAGCGCUUGAUUUGCGAUGCCGAACAUCGCCUGGGCCGUAUUGGUGGGGCCAGUGAAAUCCGGCAACAUCCUUUCUUCCGCGGUGUACAGUGGGACGGUCUGCGCCGUAUCCGUGCGCCAUUCGAGCCGAAGCUGCAAUCCAAUGUCGACACACAGUACUUCCCCAUUGACGAGAUCGACCAGAACGAUACCAGUGCUGCGUUGCGUGCGCAGACGGCGCAGGCGGGCGACGACGCGGCGGCGGAAAUGAACCUGCCCUUCAUCGGGUACACGUACAAGCGUUUCGACGCUUACAGAGGAAACUAGAUACCCAGUCCUGCUGGCUACGACGGCAUGAGGCUAUGAUCGAGCUUUGUUGGUCCUGACCUUCGAUUUCAUCAGUCAAAGAAAUUCUCGCGCUGCUACCUAUCAUUUACCAAUGCUCGGCUGGGGUUGGUACUUUUCUCCUACUACGAAUGCAUCUUGGCAUGUGGGCUGGAAAUCGUUGUUGGGAAUGUUGGUGAUAGGGAUCAUAUUUGCAGGACAAAUGCAUAUGUUGGUGCUGUGGAGUGAUAAUCCAGCGUCGGGUUUUUCGUAUUGUGUUUCCGUGACCGUAUUUCGUGCCGUUCCAGCCUGCCGUUCCAGCGUGCUAUAAAGUUUUGUGGAUUGUGUCCACUACAGCAGGACAACAACGAUAACAGAGCAAGACAAACUACAAUACGAUUGAAGAAGGGCUUUUCUGCUCAUCUCUAACAGG
Messenger RNA from Paraphaeosphaeria sporulosa, 2685 nucleotides. Its product is annotated as serine/threonine-protein kinase cot-1. The transcript is spliced from 5 exons. Gene Ontology annotation, molecular function: protein serine/threonine kinase activity; ATP binding. Gene Ontology annotation, biological process: peptidyl-serine phosphorylation; intracellular signal transduction. The coding region runs from base 390 to 2255 and encodes 621 amino acids. The record is from RefSeq and is a predicted model, not a curated record. NCBI's taxonomy places the organism in Eukaryota, Fungi, Ascomycota, Dothideomycetes, Pleosporales, Didymosphaeriaceae.